AUGGAACCUCAACCGCUGGAGGACGCAGAUAAAAUCCGAGAAGACAUCAAGGUAUUACUACCCGACGUCAAGACUUUCCAGAAGGAUGCAACUGGGAACAAGAAAUAUGGCGGGGAUAUACUUCUGGCCUUGAUUUCUCGCAUGAAAACCGCUCUUGAUAUCGAUGAGGCCUGGGAAGGACGUAUAAGAUACUGGUCGAUAUCUACAAAACUAGUAGAUCUUCCAAACUCCGCAUACCUUAUCCCAAUAUCGGAGGGCAUCGAAGUGAAUGGGUGGUUAUUGAAGGAAGGGUGGUUUGUGCAAGUGAAUGGUGUCCCUGUUGUGGGUGCUGGUACGAUGUUGAUUUUUGCGCCUCACUGA
Penicillium malachiteum is the source of this 360-nucleotide messenger RNA. RefSeq lists its product as uncharacterized. The record is from RefSeq and is a predicted model, not a curated record. Bases 1 to 360 code for a protein of 119 amino acids. The transcript is spliced from 2 exons. Lineage: Eukaryota; Fungi; Ascomycota; Eurotiomycetes; Eurotiales; Aspergillaceae.